Molecule: messenger RNA, 238 nt
Organism: Ambispora gerdemannii
Lineage: Eukaryota; Fungi; Glomeromycota; Glomeromycetes; Archaeosporales; Ambisporaceae
Source: the annotation of a GenBank genome assembly
CUUAUAUUAUAUAAUGCUUGAACUAAUGACAACUGGACCUAUUAAUCCAAAUCCAAACCCCAUUGACAAGGCAACAGCAGAAUUGGUUGAUGCCGUCGCCACCGCGGUUAUUCACAGUGACGGUGCCAAACAAGCCUCCGCUGGUGCCGCUAACGGCGGCGGGGCCUCCACUGGCGAAUUGGGUUGCUGCGCAGACGUUUCCGGCUUGGAUUACGUUGUUGUUAUCGAACAAUGGUGA